GGGGACCGGCGGUCACUUUCUCCGUUGCAGAUACCGUCCUAGGCCGGAUUGGCGCCAUUCCGAAAUCGGCAGCCAAACCGGGCUCGUUCGAAUAAUCGUCCGGAAACGUCCUCACCAGCACUAUGACUGCGUCUAUGGUCGCGUGGACGACGCUCAUGACAGUAUUGGUGUUGGCUUUUGGAUCAGCCGUCGAUGACCGCAAGCCAGACACCGUGUUCGUGGCCAUACUUAUACGGAACAAGGCUCACACUCUUCCGUACUUCUUCAGCGCUCUCGAAUCUUUGGACUACCCUAAGGACCGGAUGCACCUGUGGAUUAGGAGUGAUCACAACAUAGAUAACUCAACUCAAAUUUUAAAUAAAUGGUUGAAAACAUCAGGAACAGUUUACCAUUCAGUCGAUGUCAAAAUAGAUAAUGAUUCAACAAAGUAUGAUGAUGAAAGUGGUCCUGCACAUUGGCCCCAUUCUAGAUUUCAGCAUAUUGUUCAGCUAAGGGAAUCUGCUUUGCGUACUGCACGAGAUAGAUGGGCUGAUUAUAUUUGGUUUUUAGAUUGCGAUGCGUUUAUAAUCAACAAGUCUACUUUAAGACAUUUAAUAAAAAAAAAAUAUCCAGUUGUUGCUCCCAUGUUGAAGUCUGAUGGAUUAUAUUCAAAUUUUUGGUGUGGUAUGACUGACAAUUAUUAUUACAAGAGAACUUCUGAUUAUGCACCUAUAGUAGAGUGGAAAAAAAAAGGGUGUUAUCAAGUACCAAUGAUUCACAGCUCAGUUUUAAUAGAUUUAAGAUUCCAGAUCACAAACUACUUAACAUUUAAUCAUAGUUUAUUGCCUAAUUACAUGGGACCUGUAGAUGAUAUAAUUAUAUUUGCCAUGUCUGCUAAUUUUUCUGGUAUACCCUUAUACAUUUGUAAUGAUGAAAUAUAUGGUUUUAUAACUAUACCACUUGAAAAAGACAGUUCUCUAGAAAUGGAUAUAAGUCAAUUGACAAAUAUAAAGUUAGAAAUAACAGUUGAUAAUGAACCUUUACGGAUUUCAAGUAAUUUAUCAGAUCUUGAUUUACCAAGUGCACCCAUAGACAAUAUGGGUUUGGAUAAUGUUUUUGUAAUCAACUUAGCCCGAAGAACGGAAAGACGAAACCGUAUGCAUUACUGUCUUAAUGAACUUGGUUUAAAUGCAACGUUUAUUGAAGCUACCGAUGGAAGAGCUCUGACCGAAACGGAUUUGGAGUUCAUGGGCGUGAGGCUCAUGCCUGGUUAUAAAGACCCCUAUUAUAAACGGCCAAUUACUAAAGGAGAGAUUGGAUGCUUCAUGAGCCAUUACAGAAUUUGGGCAAAGGCAACUUAUGAAGGUUUAGACGAAGUGUUGGUACUAGAAGACGACGCGAGAUUUGAACCGUAUUUCCGUUUCAAAUUACAAAUGGUAUUGAACGAAUUGAGACGCCUGAAAGUUUCUUGGGAUUUAGUUUACAUUGGCCGAAAGUCGCUAAACGACAACAACGAAAGCUGGUUGGAAAACUCGAAACUCCUAGUGCGGCCCGGCUAUUCGUAUUGGACACUCGGAUAUUUGUUGAGCGGACGAGGUGCGAAGAAACUGUUAAACGCCAACCCGUUAAAGAAAUUGCUGCCAGUGGACGAAUUCCUGCCGAUAAUGUUCAACCAACAUCCUCAGGCCGAGUGGUCGGAGCAGUUUGACGAACGCAAUUUAAUCGCGUUGUCUGCGUCUCCUCUGCUCAUCUAUCCCAUCAGGUACACCUCGGACGACGGUUACGUCAGCGACACUGAAGAUUCAGUGACCGUUCAGGUGACGAACGACGAGCCCGCGACCGAACGAAAACAAACCAAAGAAGAUUUGUGAUCUGCGUGCCAUUAUUUGUUAUUAUUUUUUAUUUUAUAAAAUUUUAUCAUCACAAAUAUUGAAUAACCUGUUAUCAAAAUCUGUUACGUGUCAUAUCAUAUUUUUAUAUUCGUUAAGAUUUUUAUUUUUUUAUAUAUACAUUUAAUCAUUAAUUAUUAUAAUUAUUUACACUGCAAUAUCGUUAGGAAUAUUAUAAUAUUACAUAUUAUCAUCUGGCAAUGAAUUCGGCUUAAAGACUACCUAUGUGUAGGGGAAAACCGCAGUAAUAUUCGCAUCGUUCAUUAGUAAUUUCGCACUGACGCGUUCUUGUAGAAAAUUUGCUUUUACUGAAGUUGUGGCCCUAGCGUAGUUUUUAGCAAGAGUGGGAAGAAGGGGAAUUAAGUCGAGAGUGUUAUAUAAGAUCAAAAAAAAAAAAAAGAAACGUACACUAAAAAUGAACUUAAAGGGUAUUUUGGACCUUUCGCACAAACUCUUGAACACGGUCACAGCUGGGGAGGACGAGAGGUAAAGCAGUUUUUUUUUUAAAGAAAAUUAUCAACUCUGUUGAUUUAAUCAUUAUUGCCAAAAUAAAUUUUGUUCGUUUUAUUUUAUAUAGACACGAGAGACAUUCCAUUACAUUUUAUGAUUGGUCAAAUAUGUAUUUUUAUAUUAUGUUAGGUACACUUUUAGAGGACAAAUAAUAUAUAUAAUAUAACAUAAGUAUAUUUUUAUUUUUUAAACCGAUGAUAUUUACUAACUAUGUAUAAUCAAAUUGAAAAAGUGUUUCUUAUACCUCAAUAGACUGAUCGAUUCAUUUUUAUAAGACUUACAUAGGUACACCGAUGAUAACGUUUUAUUUAUGUGUUUUGAUCUACAAUUGGAGUGUAAAUGAUGUAAAUUUUCCAAAGAA
Molecule: messenger RNA, 2739 nt
Organism: Myzus persicae (green peach aphid)
Lineage: Eukaryota; Metazoa; Arthropoda; Insecta; Hemiptera; Aphididae
Product: glycosyltransferase 25 family member
Exons: 10
Coding region: 123-1850 (575 amino acids)
Molecular function (GO): procollagen galactosyltransferase activity
Source: RefSeq, a predicted model, not a curated record